GGGUGGGAGGCAACGCCCGAGGGGAGGGCCCGCCAGUGCACGGGGGUGCGGGGGGCGUUGGCGAGAAUUGGAGGCCGCGCAGCCCCCAGCCGUCCCGCCCAGCAGGAGCACGUUCCCUUUCGCCAUUGGAAGACUGAGUUCCAAGCUUUUUCCUGCUCACAUAGAGCCGUCCCUGCCCCGCCCGCCACCCCCUGUAUUUUCGGAUAUUUACGAUAGUAAUUCUAGACCCUCGGUUGCAUUUCUUUUGGAAUUUUUCUGGAAGUUGGAAUCUGCCAGUUUAAACAAAGAAUUUUUUUUAAGAAAAAUAUUUAUUAGUAUAUUUGAUAGUCCCCAGAUUAGGUUAAAAGCCUCAUUCCCAAUAACUGUAAUUUUGCAAAGACAUGUUUUUGGUGUAAAAAGGUAUAGAUAUGGGUUGAUGAAAAGAAUCAAACUCUGAAAAAUAUUUGAAGAAAUUUAUUUUGAGCCAGAUUCAAGUGACCAUGGCCAGUGACAGUCCUUAGGAGGUCCUGAGAACAUGUGCCCAAGGAAGUUGGGGUACAGCUUGGUUUUGUCUAUUUUAGGAAGGCGUGAGACAUCAAUCAAAUACAUUUAAGAAAUACAUUGGUUUGGUUUAGAAAGGCGGGACAACUCAAAGCCGGGGGCUUCCAGACUCUCGGUAAAUGUAAAUGUUAUCUGGUUGACAGUUGGUUGAGGUUAUCUAAAGACCUGGGAUACAUAAAAAGGAAUGUUCAGGCUAGAGAUAAAGGAUUGUGGAGACCAAGUUUUAUUGUGCAGAGGAAGCUCUUAGAUAGACUUUAGAGAGAGCAGGUUGUAAAUUGUUUUAUAUUGGACUUAAAAGGGUGCCUGGCUCUUAGUUGAUUAUCUCCUGGAUUUGGGAAGGAAGGAAGGAAAACAAAGGGAGAUGGGAAUUCUCACCAAAUGCAGAUUUUUCCUGCAAGAGACUUUGCAGGGGAGUUUUAAGGUACCGCAAGGAAAUAUAUUUUGGGGUAAAACAUUUUUAUUUUCUUCCUUGUUAUGCCAGAGUCAGAUUGGAACGUAAGUCACGAUAUACAGGGUUAAAUAAAACCCAUCUGAUGAGAAUUUAUGGUUUGUAGGGCAUGACUCUCCAGACCCCUUAGAAAGGAAUUUGGGUAAGAUAAAAAAUUAGAGCUUAGUCCUCAUAUGGUUGAGAGCUUGUGCUCUGGAUCCAGAGUGCCAGGGUUGUAACUCUUAAGAAUUGUGUGAGCUUGGACAAACCACUUAAUUUCUUUUUUUUUUUUUUUGGGGGGGACGGAAUCUUGCUGUGUCGCCCAGGCUGGAGUGCAGUGGCGCGAUCUCGGCUCAUUGCAAGCUCCGCCUCCCGUGUUCACGCCAUUGUCCUGCCUCAGACUCCCAAGCUGGGACUACAGGCGCCCGCCACCGCGCCCGGCUGAUUUUUUUUGUUUUGUUUUGUUUUUAGUAGAGACAGGGUUUCACCGUGUUAGCCAGGAUGGUCUCGAUCUCCUGACCUCGUGAUCCGCCCGCCUUGGCCUCCCAAAGUGCUAGGAUUACAGGCGUGAGCCACCGCGCCCGGCCCAAACCACUUAAUUUCUAAGUGGCUCAGUUUCUUCUGAGUAUAAUGUGUGUUAUACACACACACACGUUUUUUCAUUAUGCUAUGUUAUGUAUAUUACUAUAUUAUUUUUUCAUUAUGCUAUACUAUGUAUAUUAGUCUUGUGUAUAUUAGUCUAUGUAAUAUACAUAGUAUAGCAUAAUGAAAAAAUAUCUGUACAUAUAUAUUAGGUAAUGCUAACUGCUUUACAUGGUUGUUGUGAAGAUUAGGUGAAGCAUUGUGCUUGGCAUAUAAUAAACACUAAGUGUUACUUAUGAAAAUAGCAUUUUCUCUAUGAUUUGUGGCUUUGAUUUUAAAGAUUCUAAUUGUGAAGUAUUUCUCCUGUUUUCUUUUUUGAUGCUAUAAUAGAAGGAUUUACCCCAGAACUUCUAUAAUAUCUGAUACUUCAAAGUGCAAAUAAUCAGUAAACGGAAAUAGACCAUGUGUACAAGGCUAUGUUGAGCAGUGUGCAGUGUUACAACACUGCUAUGUGUGAGGAAGAGGACUCCAUCUCUUCAUCAGUGGAAGCUGGCGAAUGGAAGAAAAGCUGAUAUAAAGAGUGUCAUGAUGUCCUCACUAUUCCUUUCAGGCAUAACCCCAGGACACUCACUAUGUUGCCCAGGUUGGAGUGCAAUGAUGAGGUCUUAGGCUCACCACAACCUCCGCCUCCUGGGUUCAAGAGAUUCUUCUCCCUCAGCUUCCCGAGUAGCUGGGAAUACAGAAUAUUGAAGGAUGUUUGUUCCAAGAUCUCUGAAAAUCAAGAGGAAUGCUAAUGAUGAUGGCAAAAGUUGUGUGGCUAAGAUAAUUAAACCAGACCCAGAAGACCUUCAGUUGGACAAAAGCAGAGAUGUUCCGGUUGAUGCUGUAGUUACAGAAGCAGCCACAACAGACAGGCACAUCAGCGAAUCAUGCCCUUUCCCCAGCCCAGGUGGCCAGUUGGCAGAGGUUCAUUCAGUAAGUCCCGAGCAGGGUGCGAAGGACAGCCAUCCUUCUGAAGAGCCUGUUAAGUCAUUUUCCAAAACACAGCGCUGGGCAGAACCGGGGGAACCCGUCUGUGUUGUCUGUGGUCGUUAUGGAGAGUAUAUCUGUGAUAAGACAGAUGAAGAUGUGUGUAGUUUGGAGUGUAAAGCGAAACAUCUUCUGCAAGUUAAGGAAAAGGAAGAGAAAUCAAAACUCAGCAAUCCACAGAAGGCUGAUUCUGCACCAGAGUCUCCACUGAAUGCUUCCUAUGUCUACAAAGAGCACCCCUUUAUUUUGAACCUUCAGGAAGACCAGAUUGAAAAUCUUAAACAGCAGCUGGGAAUUUUCGUUCAAGGGCAAGAAGUCACUAGGCCCAUUAUUGACUUUGAACAUUGUAGUCUCCCUGAGGUCUUAAAUCACAACUUGAAGAAAUCAGGCUAUGAGGUGCCAACCCCCAUUCAAAUGCAGAUGAUUCCUGUGGGACUUCUGGGAAGAGACAUUCUGGCCAGUGCAGAUACUGGCUCAGGAAAAACAGCUGCUUUUCUUCUUCCUGUUAUCAUGCGAGCUUUAUUCGAGAGCAAAACUCCAUCUGCGCUCAUUCUUACACCAACCAGAGAGUUAGCCAUUCAGAUAGAGAGACAAGCUAAAGAAUUGAUGAGUGGCCUGCCACGCAUGAAAACUGUGCUUCUUGUAGGGGGCUUACCCUUACCCCCACAGCUUUAUCGUCUGCAACAACAUGUUAAGGUUAUCAUAGCAACCCCUGGGCGACUUCUGGAUAUAAUAAAGCAGAGCUCUGUGGAACUCUGUGGUGUAAAGAUUGUGGUAGUAGAUGAAGCUGAUACCAUGUUAAAGAUGGGCUUUCAACAACAAGUGCUUGACAUUUUGGAAAACAUUCCUAAUGAUUGUCAGACCAUUUUGGUUUCAGCCACAAUUCCAACUAGCAUAGAACAACUAGCAAGCCAGCUUCUGCAUAAUCCUGUGAGAAUUAUCACUGGAGAAAAGAACCUACCUUGUGCCAAUGUACGUCAGAUUAUUUUGUGGGUAGAAGACCCAGCCAAAAAGAAAAAAUUAUUUGAAAUUUUAAAUGAUAAGAAACUCUUUAAGCCUCCAGUGUUAGUAUUUGUGGACUGCAAACUAGGAGCAGAUCUUUUGAGUGAAGCCGUUCAGAAAAUCACAGGGCUGAAAAGCAUAUCUAUACAUUCGGAGAAGUCGCAAAUAGAAAGGAAAAACAUAUUGAAGGGAUUACUCGAAGGAGACUAUGAAGUUGUAGUGAGCACAGGAGUCUUGGGACGAGGCCUAGACUUGAUCAGUGUCAGGCUGGUUGUCAAUUUUGAUAUGCCUUCAAGUAUGGAUGAAUAUGUCCAUCAGAUUGGAAGAGUAGGAAGAUUAGGUCAAAAUGGAACAGCGAUUACUUUCAUCAAUAAUAAUUCAAAAAGACUCUUCUGGGAUAUUGCAAAACGAGUAAAGCCCACAGGAUCCAUUCUUCCCCCUCAGUUAUUAAAUUCCCCAUACCUUCAUGACCAGAAGAGAAAGGAACAACAGAAAGAUAAACAGACACAGAAUGAUCUGGUUACAGGAGCUAAUCUUAUGGAUAUUAUCAGAAAACAUGAUAAAAGUAAUUCUCAGAAAUGAUUUUCUCUGCCACUUGAAUAAUUUUUUUAUUGUAUAUAGUGAGCAAAAAAUUGUUACUUUAUGGUUUGCAUAAAUGGAAAUGUACAUGAAUUUAAAAAAUAUUUAAGAUAUUUUUAAUUUAAUAAAAUUUAUAUAACUAUAUUGUAUUUAUUUCCCUUAAUUCUUAUAAAUUAAAAACAUCAGAAAAUGAAUUAUUAAAUAAAAUACAGUUUUUUCCUCUUC
This is a messenger RNA of Pongo pygmaeus (Bornean orangutan), 4384 nucleotides long. It is a transcript of the gene DDX59, whose product is annotated as DEAD-box helicase 59. Gene Ontology annotation, molecular function: RNA helicase activity; nucleic acid binding; ATP binding. The coding region runs from base 2303 to 4162 and encodes 619 amino acids. The transcript has 8 exons. Gene Ontology annotation, cellular component: cytosol. The record is from RefSeq and is a predicted model, not a curated record. Lineage: Eukaryota; Metazoa; Chordata; Mammalia; Primates; Hominidae.